UGGCCUCCGGGCGCGCGGACCCCCUGCGCCCGCCCGCGCCCGUCCCCGUCGGCCGCCUCGCCUCCUCGCCGCGCCCUCGCUCCAGCCCGCGCAUCGGGCGGCGCUGCACGCGGGUCACGCCCCUCCCGCCCGGCACCGUUCUCCACGCCCCGCCGGACGCGGCGGACGGCCUGCAGGAGCCCAGCCGCCACGCCAAGGGUAAGGCGUUGUCGCCGGCCAAGCGCCCUACGCCCGGGAGGAGUCCUUCGCAUCCCCCGUGGAGCGGCAGGAACUCGAGAGCCUCCAGCGCCGCCGUCAGGGAGGAUCAGGCGCCGUGGCCGACGUCGUCCCUGGACAGCGGCCCCAUCGAGCACGCCACGCCCGCGGCCUCCUCGUCGCCCGGCCGCGCCUCCUCCAAGGAAAGUCGAAGUCCGUGGCGAGGGAUGUACACAGUGCCAACCAUCAACGUGGCAUCAGAUUCUUCAAGCACAGGAAUGAAGUGGCUGCGGUAUUGCGCCUCUCCAAGCAGUGACGUCAGUAAUUUCACGAGCCUCGAGCACAGCCGCUACGUGACCGAGCGCAUCCACAACCUGGUGACGGCGUUCAGCCAGCGCGCCAGCAGAGUCAAGGCGCAGAUCACGCAGCCUCCCACGCCGUCGACGGAGCUGUCUGAAGGAGGAGAAGACUCCCACCGGCCCACCGACCUCCGCCAGCGCCUCGACUCCCUGAUGCCCGAGCUCUCGUCCAGGUCGCCGUCGCCGCAGUCUCUGGUGGGCGUGAAUACCCGUCGGGCGCGCCUCCUCCGUCGGCUCCGCUCCUGCAGGAGGGCGCUCGACUUCCCCAACGGCAUGGAGCCGCAUAGCCGCCUGUACAUCUGGUGGCUCCUCGUGGUCUCCAUCGCGUACGUGUACAACGCGUGGGUGAUUCCCCUUCGCUUCGUGUUCAGCGAGUACCAGAACGAGCACAACUUGGUGUACUGGAUGGUGGCAGACUACACGGCCGACCUGAUCUAUGUCAUGGACAUUGUGUUGUUCCAAUCACGAAUUAAAUACCUGGACAAUGGCUUCUGGGUCAGUUCCAAUAAGCUUAUGAGGACGCACUAUGCCAAGUCGACGAAGUUCCGAUACGACCUCAUUGCCCUGUUGCCUCUCGACUUCCUUUACUUCAAGUUCGGCCCUUUGUCCAUAUUCAGGCUGCCGCGACUCAUCAAGAUUAAGACUUUCUGGGAAUUCUUCAACCGUCUGGACUCGGUGCUGUCGUCUCCCCACGCGGUUCGAGUGGUUCGGACGGUGCUCAACAUGCUCUACCUGAUCCACCUGAACACCUGCGCCUAUUACGGCUUUUCCAAGGUGGAGGGCAUUGGGUCCAACCGAUGGGUCUUCCAGGGCAAAGGCAAUGCGUACAUCCGCUGCUUCUACUUCGCCACCAAGACGGCCACGAGCAUCGGCAAGAACCCGAAGCCGGAGAACGAGGCGGAGUACAUGUUCAUGACGGCGUCGUGGCUCAUGGGCGUGUUCGUCUUCGCUCUGCUCAUUGGACAGAUCCGGGACAUCGUGGCAACGGCGACGCGGAACCAGAACGAGUACCGGAAAGUGAUGGACCAGACGCAGGCUUACCUCCAUCGCCUCAACCUCCCUCCCCUUCUGCAGGAGCGCGUCAGGCUGUGGUUCACCUACACGUGGCAUAACCAGAAGACGUUGGACGAGAUGAGGUGCCUCCAGUCCCUGCCGCGCAAAAUGCGAACAGACAUCGCCAUCAACGUGCACAUCCAGACGCUUUCCAAAGUGCAACUGUUUCAGGACUGCGACAAAGCGCUGCUGAGGGACCUCGUGCUUAAACUCAAACCGGUCUUGUAUUUACCCGGGGACUACGUGUGUAAAAAGGGGGAAGUAGGGAAGGAGAUGUACAUCGUGCAGACCGGCCAAGUGCUCGUGAUGGGCGGCGAGCGCGGGGACGUGGUGUUGGCGACGCUCGGGGAAGGCAGCGUCUUCGGGGAAAUCUCGCUGCUGGCGCUCGCCGGAGGGAAUCGACGCACGGCCAAUGUCCGAUCUCGUGGGUUCAGCAGUCUCUUCGUACUGAGCAAGUCUGACCUUCAAGCUACGAUCAAGGAUUACCCGGAGGCACAAGAAAUUCUCAAGAAAAAGGCGAAGUAA
This is a messenger RNA of Penaeus chinensis, 2132 nucleotides long. RefSeq names its product cyclic nucleotide-gated cation channel beta-1-like (gene CngB). The transcript is spliced from 12 exons. Gene Ontology annotation, molecular function: protein-containing complex binding; intracellularly cAMP-activated cation channel activity; intracellularly cGMP-activated cation channel activity. Bases 423 to 2132 code for a protein of 569 amino acids. Lineage: Eukaryota; Metazoa; Arthropoda; Malacostraca; Decapoda; Penaeidae. The record is from RefSeq and is a predicted model, not a curated record. Gene Ontology annotation, biological process: monoatomic cation transmembrane transport. Gene Ontology annotation, cellular component: intracellular cyclic nucleotide activated cation channel complex; plasma membrane.